Messenger RNA from Culex pipiens pallens (northern house mosquito), 4788 nucleotides. RefSeq names its product copper-transporting ATPase 1 (gene ATP7). Gene Ontology annotation, biological process: copper ion homeostasis; monoatomic cation transport. The transcript has 6 exons. Gene Ontology annotation, molecular function: P-type divalent copper transporter activity; ATP binding; ATP hydrolysis activity. The coding region runs from base 381 to 4298 and encodes 1305 amino acids. Gene Ontology annotation, cellular component: trans-Golgi network; perinuclear region of cytoplasm; membrane. The record is from RefSeq and is a predicted model, not a curated record. Lineage: Eukaryota; Metazoa; Arthropoda; Insecta; Diptera; Culicidae.
GUCAUUCAAGAACCUUCGACCCAUCGGAGCGGUACGACUGAAUCUACAAUACUCUUUCGAGUGCGUGGGGUGUGUUUACAAAAGUGGGGCCUAGCGACCAACUUGAGGGUAUCGGAAUGGCCAAAGUUUUCGGGAGUGUACGGUUUAAGUAGCUUUUUGGAGGUUCUUUUUGGGCGUUCUUCAGCGAUAGUUGAGGGCAAGGCAGGAAAAGUUGGAAUUUAGUGAUACCAUAUGUGAGUGUGGUGUGUGCGGGCGUGUAAACUCGGCGGCCCGAUAACGUUGUGUAAUAUAUGUUUAGUAGGCAGUCAUCGGCUCUUAAUACACAAGGGAGUCGGCUGAGUUUUAAUUAAGUCGAACAAAGAACGACGACAGAUCGAACGAUGGAGGAGGACUCGAAACUGCAACCAGACGCACCGUCAUCACCGACAGAUACCGCAAUCCAGAUUUCACCAGCGGCCGGCGAAGAAGAGGUAGUAGCUGCUGCCGCUACUAAUAGCAAUGAUAAGAGCAAGGUUGAAGACCCUUCAGCUGACGCUGACAGGCUGUACAAAUCGGUGGAAAACAUGGACGACUACGGCGAAUCGACGGGUCUGCUGGAGCAGCAGGUGGCGUCGGUUCGGUUGCCGAUCAUCGGCAUGACGUGCCAGUCGUGCGUGAAGAACAUCGAGGGGAACAUCAGCGGGAAGCUGGGAAUCAUCAAGAUCAGCGUGAUCUUGGCGGAGAACGCCGGCUACGUGGACUACGACCCGACGCUGACCGAUCCGGUGCAGAUUGCGGCCGAUAUUGACGAUAUGGGGUUCGAGUGUACGUACAGUGACGAGCGGAGUUCCGGCUUUCAGGAGGCUCGAAUCAGCAUAGAAGGUAUGACGUGCCAAUCGUGCGUGCGAAACAUCGAAGGAAAUAUCAAAGACAAAGCCGGGAUCGUGUCGAUCAAGGUUCUGCUGGAUCAAAAGCUGGGAAUUGUGGAGUACGAUUCUAGGGUGACGAAUCCGGAGCAGAUUGCGGAACAGAUAGACGACAUGGGAUUUGAGGCGAAGGUGGCCACUGCCAGCGAAAGCGCGAACCAGAAGACUGACAGAGACCAGAGUCCGGCCAAAGGCCGAUCAGCCCGUUCGGAGAAGUUGAUCUCAAUCGACGAGGGUGGCCUCACUGCUCCGAACGGGAACGGCAAGCAGGUCCAGCUGAAGGACGCCUACAAGCGUUGCUUCCUGCACGUACAAGGGAUGACGUGCGCCAGCUGCGUAAUGGCGAUCGAGAAGCACUGCAAGAAGAUCUACGGUGUAGAGUCCAUUCUGAUUGCACUGCUUGCGGCGAAAGCCGAGGUCAAGUACGACGAUGCGUUGACGGGACCAGCAGAUAUUGCCAAAUCCAUCACCGAUCUCGGCUUUCCGACAGAGGUAAUCGACGAACCCGGAACGGGGGAAGCCGAGGUUGAGAUCGAAAUCCUCGGCAUGACGUGCGGCUCGUGCGUAAACAAAAUCGAGCAGACAGUGCUGAAACUUCCAGGCGUUCUCAAAGCUUCCGUAGCGCUCACAAUAAAACGGGGACGAUUUACGUUCAACAACGAAAAGACUGGCGCUCGGACGAUAUGCGAAGCGAUACAAGCGCUCGGCUUCCAGGCAACCGUACUGAACAACAAGGACAAGAUGGCGCACAGCUACCUCGAGCACAAGGAAGAGAUCCGGAAGUGGCGCAACGCGUUCCUCAUUUCGCUCGCCUUCGGAGGUCCCUGCAUGAUCGCCAUGAUCUACUUCAUGGUCCUGAUGGAAACUCACAGCCACGAGGAGAUGUGCUGCGUCCUGCCGGGCUUGUCCAUGGAGAACCUGAUCAUGUUCGUGCUCUCCACCCCGGUUCAAUUCUUCGGCGGCUGGCACUUUUACAUCCAGGCGUAUCGAGCGGUCAAACACGGCGCCAGCAACAUGGACGUACUGAUCACGAUGGCCACCACCGUCAGCUACAUCUACUCCGUUGGCGUCCUGAUCCCGGCGAUGGUCAUGGGCAUGAAAACCUCCCCAUUGACCUUCUUCGACACACCGCCAAUGCUUUUCAUCUUCAUCUCCCUCGGACGCUGGCUGGAACACAUCGCGAAGGGAAAGACCUCGGAAGCGCUGUCCAAGCUGCUCUCGCUGAAGGCUACCGACGCCGUGCUGGUAACGCUGGGUGAUGAUUACGAAGUACUCUCCGAGAAGAUCAUCCCGGUGGAUCUGGUUCAGCGAGGAGAUGUCCUGAAGGUCGUGCCAGGCAGUAAGGUCCCCGUUGAUGGAAAGGUCCUGUGUGGCAACUCAACUUGCGACGAGAGUCUCAUCACCGGCGAAUCGAUGCCGGUUCCAAAGAAAAAGAACUCUGUCGUUAUCGGUGGCUCCAUCAACCAGAACGGUCUACUUCUGGUGUCGGCAACGCACACCGGAGAGAAUACCACCCUCGCACAAAUCGUUAAGCUCGUCGAAGAAGCUCAAACGUCGAAGGCACCAAUUCAGCAGCUUGCGGACAAGAUCGCCGGCUACUUUGUACCGUUCGUGCUGGCCGUAUCGGCCGUCACUCUGAUCGGUUGGACUAUCAGCGGGUACAUCGACAUCAACCACAUUCCGAUGUCGGAUGCUGCCAAGGAAGGUCUGAACAGAGAGGAAAUCAUCUUCAGCUACGCUUUUCGCUGUGCGCUGAGUGUUCUGGCGAUCGCGUGUCCUUGCGCGUUGGGUCUCGCAACGCCAACCGCCGUCAUGGUCUCAACCGGGGUUGGGGCUCUGCACGGAAUCCUGGUGAAGGGAGCUGGACCGCUGGAAAACGCCCACAAAGUGAAGACGAUCGUGUUCGACAAGACGGGCACGAUCACGUACGGAAUGCCCAUGACUUCGCGGGUCUGCAUGUUUGUGAAGCCGCAGAUUUGUUCGCUGGGGCGUGCGCUCAGCAUAAUCGGGUCGGCGGAGGUCAACAGUGAGCAUCCGAUCGCGACGGCAGUGGUGAAGUUUGUGAAGGAAGCGCUCGAGGUGGAUGCGUUUGCCAAGUGCGGCAACUUUAUGGCCGUUCCAGGGUGUGGGAUCCGGUGUGUGAUUUCCAACGUUGAAGGGAUCUUGAGAGAGGGCAUGCGCUCGGAGAAGAUUAAGAACCACCAGAACUCGUACAAAAAUGACUCCAACGCCAUCAGUUUCAUGAACGGAGCGGUCGUUGAGGAGCUCAUUCCGCAGCUUAGUCCUUCACAGAAGAACACGAUCGAGUUGCAGCAGCUGCUGCAGCUGGAAUCCAGCGACGCUGAAAACGAAAACAUCGAAGGAUUUUCGCAGGUCAACGAGUACAACGUGCUGAUCGGUAACCGGGAGUGGAUGAACCGGAAUGCCAUCAUCGUUCCACCGGAGAUAAACAUCAAGAUGACCGAGGAGGAACAGAUGGGAAAUACCGCGAUUCUGUGUGCCAUCAACAGCCAGCUGGUUUGCAUGGUUUCCGUGUCCGAUAUGGUCAAACCGGAAGCUCAUCUUGCGGUUUAUACGCUGAAGAAGAUGGGCAUUGAGGUGAUCCUGCUAACCGGUGACAACAAGAACACCGCCGGGAACAUUGCCCGCCAGGUGGGCAUCAACCGGGUGUUUGCCGAGGUGCUUCCGUCGCACAAGGUCGCCAAGAUCCAGCGGAUACAGGAGCACGGGAUGCGGGUGGCAAUGGUCGGCGAUGGCGUGAACGACAGUCCCGCGCUGGCCCAGGCCGACGUCGGGAUAUCGAUUGCGUCCGGAACGGACGUGGCUGCCGAAGCGGCGGAUGUCGUGUUAAUGAGGAACGACCUGCUGGACGUGGUCGCCUGUCUGGAUCUGUCGCGCAAGACCGUCCGGAAGAUCCAUCUCAACUUCCUGUUUGCCAGCAUGUACAACCUGCUGGGAAUCCCGCUGGCGGCGGGAAUUUUCACGCCGUUUGGAUUCAUCUUGCAGCCCUGGAUGGCCUCCGCGGCGAUGGCCCUCAGCUCGGUGUCCGUGGUGUGUUCCUCGCUGCUGCUGAAGCUGUACAAAAAGCCCACAAAGGCGGCCCUCCAAACGCCCGAGUACAUGGCAUUGAUUGAGGCCGGUGCGUUGCUCGACCCGGAAACCGUGUCCGUGCACCGCGGUCUGGACGAUAUUCCGCGGCCCAACUUUGGCCGCUCCACCAGUUCCACGUUGGCCAAACUGUUUGGCGCCACCAGCAAGGUCAGCACCGAGGAUCGGCUGCUCGCUUCGGCGGCCAUGAUCGACGAGGACGAGCUGAGCGUGGGCUUCAGCAAGCCGAUCAACGCCAGCGCGGGCGACAUCUACCGGGACGCCACCGAAAUGCAGCGGUUGUAGCCGGCCAAAGAUCGCGUCUUCAUCGCCGAUGGGAGGGGAUCGGGUGCGACCUAGAUACAGACCUCUUUCGUUUACUUACAUAUUGAAAUCGUGACCAUCCACGCAGAAGAGGCAGUUUUGUUUAUUGUUUUUAAUUUUCAUUGCGAUUUUCGUUCAUUUUCGUUAGAUGUUUGCCCGGUAUUUUCCCGACUUUUGACGCGGGGAAUCAGCCAUGGUGCUGGGCAAACGAUAAAUAGUAAACAUUUUCAUUACUCACUUUAUUAUCUUCUAUAGAUCAGUGAUUUUGUGAUAUGUAACGCAUUAAUUAUUUACAAGUGUUUUUUGUAUGAUUUUGAAGAGUUUUUAUAGUUUAACGAUUCGGAUUUUUCGUACUUAUAUCGCAUAGGGCACAAAUCCAACCAGUUAGUAACGAACCAGAAGAUUGUUUGUUGUAAACGUGUACAUAAACAGUGCAAGUGUUUUGCAGAGAAUAAUAUUUGUAUUAAAAUUA